AUGCAGCAUCAAUACUCGUUUGUAACGCAAUUUUCCGACGUUUUACCACUUUACAAUCAAAAAAUUAAUGCAAAAGGUCCAGUAAAAAAACGUGUCAAGACGGAACAAACUCAAGGCCAUCGAGAUCAAGUUCAAGCUCAAGCUCAAGCUCAAGCUCAAUUAGAAGUUUUACAGUUACAAACUCAACAUCACCAUUUGCAACAGGCUACGACGUCGUUAACUAUUACAAGUAGUGCAUUGGAUCAGGCAGCAGUGCAACAUGCUCAAGUUAUGAAUCAGAUGGCGAUGCAACAGAGUAUGCCCGAUAGUUUAAUGGACGUUGGAAUGACAUUGAAAGACGAUUCGAAGGAUUCAAAUGGAGGAAAAGACAAGAAAGGCAAGAGCGUGCAGCUGACUAAGAGUCAAAUUGAUAUGUUUGAUGAAGCAAUGGCUAUGCACGCAUAUGUGACAGGCAUGGCCUUUGAUGCGAUGGAAGACUCACAUUUGGCUAGAGCUAUCAAUAUUUUGCACCCGAAUGUAAAGCUCCCGGAUAAAAAAAAGCUCGAGGGAGAGUUGGCGAUCCGGUGCUACGAGAAGAUGUAUAAACAAGUGUGGGUAUACCUCACAACGAGUCCUUCUAGGGUAUGUUUUAAGAGAGAUGCGUGGUCGAAUUUCAAUUUGUAUCACACGAGUAAUCCAGACGAAACAUACGUGACGUACAUGGCGGUAAAUAAUGAAAAGAGGUUCUUUUUGGAGUCAGAGAAGGUAGCAGGAGAUGAAGCGCAGCAUGAUUCGAUCAUUAUUGCGCAAGAUAUUAAGCGAAUGAUGCAACCAAUUGGAAGCAAUGUAAGUGGAGUCGUGACGGGUAGUACCGAGUAUCACUCACGAGCAUGGGACAUGCUUAAAGCAGAGUACCCGACCAAAUUUUUCUAUGGCUGUAUCUGUCACGCACUACAUCUGGCUAUCAUGGAUAUUUUUGGCCCAGAAAAAUCUGUAGAUAACGAUCCAAGGCGAACUACGCCACAGAUACCCAUGGAUUUUCCAUUCCAGGACCUUGUGGAACUUACUAACAGUUGCAAAGAGUUAUUGUCGUUCUUCAGUAGCUACCAGUACGCUCCAAAAUACAAGAUGUUUGACUCCCAACUGCUUCACGCUAUGAAGGGGUUUGCAAACGCACCACCUGCACUGUCAUGGGGCACACUUGCCGCACGGUUUCGGGUGCUAAUGCAGUUUGAAGACGAGCUCCAGACAAUUGUAAGCGACCCCAAAUUUUUGGGGUCUAGCUCACCUGCAAAUCAACGCACAAUCCGCGAAAGCAUAAAGGAAUUUGUAUUAAGUCUCAACUGGAAGAUGACGUUGGAGAAGGCAAUUACGAUUCUUACGCCUGUCGAACUUAUUCUGUAUAAGUUUCAGGAUGAUCGUGCUCCCAUCUCGGAGGUCUAUUUUGAGUCAAAACACUUGCUUACGGACUUCGAUGCAGUCUUUGGUCUGACAACGGUUGAGCUAGAAUACAUCAAGAAGGUAGUCACUGAGAGGUUGCAGUACGUGCUGAGCGAAGCUCACGGCUUGGCGUUUCUGCUGGAUCCACGAUAUAUUGGCAAGUCUAUGACACGAGAUUAUCGCGAGCAGAUUGAGGGGCUGAUCUUUAACUUUCCCAAGACGGACCAAGACGUGGGUGUUAAUGAAGAACGGAGGCGAGCAAUGUCAGCAGAGUACACCGAUUACGUUAUUUAUGCCAAGAACCAGCGCAACAAUCGCACCUACAAGUGGGAGAUGUUAGAGAAAGGGAAUCGUUCGCCACUGCAGUUCUGGCAGAUGGACGCAGAAGAUUGGCCGCACCUCAAAUCACUAGCGCUUACGCUGUUUUCGCUAGCGCCAAGCAGCGUUGCAUCAGAGACAACGCUGUGCAAGAGUAUAUUGGCACAAUCCAAUCGCCGGAACAAACUUAGCUUCGACAAUAUGCGGCGUCUAGCCUUUAUUUGCAUAAACGACUCACAGUUUGCUUGUGGGGAAGUGCAGAAUAACACGUUGCCGGAUUUUACUGUAGGGGAUACAGCACUAUCUCCUGAUGGAAUGAUGAUGUGGAUGAUAUGA
Molecule: messenger RNA, 2073 nt
Organism: Peronospora belbahrii
Lineage: Eukaryota; Oomycota; Peronosporomycetes; Peronosporales; Peronosporaceae
Source: the annotation of a GenBank genome assembly